Acyrthosiphon pisum (pea aphid) is the source of this 4673-nucleotide messenger RNA. Its product is annotated as RNA polymerase I subunit F. The coding region runs from base 749 to 4582 and encodes 1277 amino acids. The transcript has 4 exons. The record is from RefSeq and is a predicted model, not a curated record. NCBI's taxonomy places the organism in Eukaryota, Metazoa, Arthropoda, Insecta, Hemiptera, Aphididae.
GAACAUAUUAUAGGUAAAUUUAUCAUUAUGGCGGCGUCGCGGAAGCAUUGCGGAAGCAAUUCCCGCGGCGUCGUCGGUUCAAACAGGGAAAAAAAAAGGUAAAUUUAUUAUUAUGGCAGUAUGGCUAAAGUGUCGGUGAUUUUUCAAUAUUUUGAUUUUCAAGCGAGAAAUGCGAGAUAUGAGAAUUAAUUGAGAAAUGAUAAUAUGGUAUGUGAAAUAUUACAAAUAAAAAUGCUCAUAUUAGCAUAUAAUAUUAGGUAUCUCUCUUGAAAAUUAAAAACCUGAUAUACAAUUUUCAAUUUAAUCUUUUCCUCCAUUAAAGCCGUCUGGCAUUUCUCCGUGUCGCCGGUCAGCCAGACGGGUGACGGGUGUGUUGUGUUUUUUUUCUUUUAUGGCUUAUAAGAUAAAAUGAUAUCAUUUCACGCGCCAAUAGUAUAAUUUUUUUAUCUUUCCAACAUGUGAAAUUGUGAAUGUGAUAUUCAUAAUUCAUUCUGUGGUGAUACUGUGAAAUGUAAUGCGAUGCGAUUCCUAGUUGUUGCUAUUGACAAUUUUGAUAUUUGUUGCUGUUAGGCGUUUAUACAUUAUUUUUAUAGUUGUAAUUUCAUGUGCUUCUGUAAAUCUACUGAUAACAUACAUAAGAUAGCUCUGGGUUACCAGUACAUGGUAAUCAGUACUUAGGUACUUGCUAAUGUUUUCUGUUAUGUAUCCGUUUGAACUGUUUAUAUAAAUUUAAAGGUGUAUUCUUUAAAUGUUAAAAUGUGUUCAUAGUAUUUUUUUAAAAAUGAUGGAUCCUAAUAAUUUACCACACCAUGUGUAUCUGCACAAAGACCACAAGUUCAGAUUGAAAUUGGGAUUUUAUGCAGCUCCCAGCAAUCCCAAAGCGUUUUCAAAGGCUAUUAGAGAUGAACUUCACAAUUUAAGGUUUACAUACUGUUCUGAUUUAAAUGGACUGAUUAUGGGAUUUGGUAAAAUAAGUUCAAACGAACUUAUUCCAGCUGAUAUUAGACAUUGCAUCAAUGUAGUUGUCAAUGUUGAUGUAUAUAUAUUCAAACCUCCAGUUGGAUCUAUAAUAGAAGCUGUUGUAAAUCAAACUAGUGAUAAUCAUGUCAGUUGUUUGGUGCACAAUUUAUUCAACGUUUCAAUAGUACGACCUGAAAAUGAACCGUGCGAGCAGUGGUCAGGAUCUAAAAUUAAAAAGGAUGACAAGAUUGAUGUUAAAGUUUUAUCUUUUGAUCUCACAAAAAAACUUCCUCAUAUUACAGGCGAAAUAAUUAAAAAGAAUGAUGAUUGUUAUGAUUCUAAUAAAAUAAAAAAUAGUUCUUUUACAAAAUCGUCAUCCACAAAAAAUAUUGUAAGUGAUUUUACUAAAUCUUUUAAUGAGAGUACUGCAAGUCCUUCAGCAUAUUCAUCAAAUGAUUCUGAAUGUUCAGAUGAACAGAACAAUAUGAUAACUGAGUCUAAAAUUUGUGCCGAUGAAUCUGCAAAAGUAUCACCAUUAUUAAUUAAUACCACUAUUAAACAGGUACAAAAAGAAAACACUGCGGUUAGUUUUUCAAAAUUUUCAUCAAGUGAUUCUGAAUCUUCAGAUGAAAUUGACAAUAUACUAAGUUCUAAAAUAUGGGCUGAUGAAUCUAUUAAAGUAUCACCAUUAUCAAUUAAUACUACUAUUAAACCUGCACAAAAAGAAGAUAUUGCAGUUAGUUCUUCAAAACUUUCAUCAAGUGAUUCUGAAUCUUCUGCUGAAAUUAACAAUAUGAUAACUAGCCCUAAAAUAUGUGAAGAUAAAUCUACUAAAAAAUCACCUGUAUCGACUAAUACCACCAUUCAACAUCAGGAUACUGCUGAUAGUUCUUCAGAAUGUUCAUCAUCUAACUCUGAAUUUUCAACUAAAAUUCAGGUUGAGUUAACCAAUUUCGAAGAAUGCGAUAAAAAUAAAUCUACUAGUACAUCAUCACAUAUUCGCGCCAAUAUUAACAAUAGUAAGCACAUUGAAAGUCCAUUAUAUAGUUCUACUCCUAUUUUAAAUUCUGAAAAUUCUGUAAACAGUAUCAAUUUAAUCAGAAAUAAGCAACUAGAACAAUUAAAAAAACACCUGGCUAAAAAUUGUAUUGGAAAACAAAAAUCAUUGGCUUCUGUUAAAGUACCUAAUCAGUUUGCUAAAGAUAAAUUUCUUAAAUCUUUAAACAUUUUAAAAAAUAUUAAAAAUAACGAUAACAAUGAUAAUCCACUUGAAGUACAUGCUGCUUCGGUCAAUACUAAAGAUAAUUUGGGUCGUCCUGAUAAAAUAAGUCACCAUAGUAACCUCCAAGGUGACUCUGGUUUAAGUGACAGUGAACAUAAAAACAUUUCAGUUAAUAAAUCGUUUUCAAGGAAAUCUGAAAAAUCUACAAAAACAACUAAAAGGCAUAGAAAAUCAAAUGAAAUUGUAGAUGCAAUUAUAAACUCAAUUAGUUUAAAUGAGGUGAAAUCUAAUGCUAAGAUUACCAAACAUUUUGUUGAUUCUAAUAAUGAAUGUAGUAAUGACGAAAAAGAAGAAAACACUAUAUAUACUCAACAUAAACAUAAUUUAGAUGAAGGAUUAAUUAUUAAUCGCAAAUAUUGCAAUGAACCAGCAGUUAAAAAUUCUUUGACAUUAAAUUUGAGUACUAAGAAUAUUAGAAGAGAAGAUACUCCCCAAAAGAAAAAUACAGAUGACAAUGAAAACCAAAUUAAAAAUAAAAUAUCUAAAAAAUGUUCAAAUGUCACAUUAUCCAUGAUAUCCGAUUCAGAUAGUAAUUGUAGUAAAGAUCUUAAAUCAAAUGUAAAAAAUUUAAGCCAUACAACUGAUUUUAAUAAAGAAAUUGAAAAUGACACUAGUAGCUCUGAUGAUGAAAUUUAUUCAAAACUUAGACAAAAUAUAUCAAAAACACAAAUAAAUACAAACCAUUAUAAUGAAGAACCUAAAAGUCAAUCACUCUAUUAUAAUAAAGUAUAUUUUAGUACUGAUGAGAGUGAUUCGUCGUCCAAACUUUUUUAUAAUACAUCUAAGUUGUCUUCAAAGUUAGUUAAAUCAAAUGUAACAAACAUAUUAGAAACUGAUGUUUGCAACAAAAGCAAUGACAAUAAUUUGUUAUCAAACAAAAAAACAAUUAAAAAAGAUAAAAAAAAAAAAGAAGUAAAUGAAAAAUCUGCACCUCCUCAAUUGUCCAAUAAAAUUGUUAAUAAAAUGGACAUUAUUAAACACAUUUUGGACAAAGAUUCUAGUAGUGAUAGUGAAGUUACGACUCUUAAAAACAAAACUAGUGAUGAGAAAAAGAAAAAAGGAGAAGUUUCUAGAAAAAAAUCAAAAUUAAAUGAAAAUGAUGGGUUAUUAAAUAAAAAUAUUUCAAACCCAUUUUUAAAAAUAUACACUGAAAAUAUAACAAGCUCAAGUUCUGAUGAUGAAACGUUUGUUUUAAAUUUAAUGAAAUCAAAAAAAUCAUCUGGCAAAAAAAAAACUAUUCCCUUAGUAAAUGAUGAAGAGAAAAAAAAUAUUUUAAUAAAUCAAGUGUUGACUUCUAUAAAACGUGAAAAUAAAAAACAAAAACAAACCUUGCCUGUUUCACAGAAUAACUCAAAAGCAUCUGAAAGUAAAAAAAAACUUUUUAAAAAUGACAAAAUAACAAAAAAUAAACCUAUAGUUAAAACUAAAAAUAAAAAAGAUAUUCUGAAUAUCUUAAAAAAUUCUAUUGAAGAACCAAAACCUAAUGUGUCAAAUUUAAAUAUUUCCCAAAAAGUUGACUCAUCUCAAUUAAAUAUUCAAUUUUCAUCCAAUGAGAGUACCGAUGAAGAAAAAGAUGUUAUAAAAAAAAUUUUGAAAAAACGAAAACUUAAAAAAACUAAAAAAGCUUAUGUCCCAGAGCAAUCUAUGCAAAUUAAUAUUUCAACAAGAUCAAACGAACAGAAUGAAAUCAAAGAAAAAUUGCACACUAAAUCAAAAUCCCAAAAUGUAUCAAUGGCAAAUGAAGUGAAGAGUAAUGAUAUAAAAAAAAAAAAGAGACCAAGAGAAACUAAGAAAAACCUUUUAGAUUCUAUAAUAAAUGCUUUAGAAAAUUCAAGUGAUGAUGCCCCUCCUAAAAAGAAAAAAAAAGAUCAUAAUUUGACUAUUGAAGAAUCACAUGAUUCUAAUGAUAAAAAUUCUGUUUGUAACUUAUCCAAGGUUAAAAUGAAGAAGAAGAAAAAAUCCAAACAUAAAGACAAUGUUAGCUUAAUUGAUUUAAUUUUAAAAGAUAAUAAAAAAAAAACUAAUGAUUCAUUUCUUGAAUCUUUGCCAAAAAAUAUUGAAUCAAAAGUAGACAAUACACUUUUAAAAGUUUCAAAAAAAAAAAAAAAAAAAAAAAGUGAUCCUGUUUUCUAUGAAACACAAAGUACUAUUACUGACAAAUCAAGUAAAAUAAUUGAUAAACUGGAAGAUAAUAAUGUAAAACUUAAAAAUUCUGAAACAAGUAAGAAAAAGACUAAAAAACUUUUGGAAGAUCAAAUGAAAAAUUUUAUGUUAACUCAAGAUAAUACACAUUUGGAUAAUUUGUAUGACUUACUAAACAUGCAUUUGAUUCAAUCUUAAGAUUUAACUAUUUUUAUGAUUAAUUAACUAACCUUAUGUUUUAUAUAUAAAGUUUAAUAUUUUAUUCGGAUGUAAUUUUUAAAUAUUGAAU